AUAGUAUUUUGUCCACUCGGAACCCAUUAUUUAAACUAUCAACGCCCAGAGCAUUUUACAUCCUUGCGGUAUUCAACAAGAACAAAACCCAUUUCACCAUGUCUGACAUCACUCCAGCUUACGAGGUCAAUGAGGGUUAUAUGGAGCCUGAUGAACUGAUGUCCCUGAAGCCGGGGGACACAUUCCAAGUGAGACGUGGCAGUAAAGACGAUAUCAUCAGCGUGGACAAGGCAUACACCACCAGCGACACGACGCAUCAGGAGGUCACCGAAAUACGGAUAAGAAGACAGCAAGUCAUCAAAAGACGAAAAUCCUCACAGGCGACUCUCCAAGACGAUAUGGCUUACCUGGCAGUCAGAGAAAUUAUCGACACAGAGAGAGCCUAUGUUACCAGAUUAGAUAUUCUCAAUCAGGUGAUUACAAGAAACAAAAGCGUUAAAGCUGUCAGUGAUGAUGUCAUAAAUAAAAUCUUCCCAAGUUUACCAUCAAUUUUGGAAUUCCAUAAGGAUUACUUGCUGCCCAAACUGGAAGAAAGACUCUCUGCGUGGAGGCAGGAGCCAAAGAUCGGGGACGUCUUCCGCCAGUGUCAGCCCUUCCUUCGUCAGUACGCGGACUACAUGCGCGGACUACGGGACGGUCAACGGCUACUGGCAGAAUGGACAAAGAAGUCCGUGAAGUUUGCGACUAUAAUAACACACAUACAACAAAGCAGUGAGUGUGAUCAACUGACAGUGGAGACCCACAUGUUGGAGCCAGUACAACGGCUGCCUCGUUAUCAGCUGCUUCUGGAGAGAUAUCUACAUCAUCUGCGUGAGGACUCACCUGAUAUUGAGGACGCUACAGUGGCGCUCAACAUGAUAAAGCGGGUGGCAGAUUACGCCGACGACGUGUUAUUGAAAACGGAUAAUCUUAAGAGCACGUUAAAGGCCUUCCAGAAGAUACAUGGUGAGCUUUCGGAAAGCACGAAGAAACGAGUGUUGGUGAAAGAAGGCAAGAUACGUUACAUCGAUGGAAAAACGGAGCAGUGCCACAUUAGCUACCUCUUCCUGUUUACAGAUGUACUCCUAAUCUGUGAUACCACCAAACAAGGCAGAUUUACACUUCGCGAAGAGUUGAUGUUAGAUGAUAUACAGGUGCGACAAGGAGAUAAGGACGAUCGUCAUCUGUUCCUCAUCCUGAGCAAAGACAAUACCUUACAGUUCAACGAACGACUGGAGGACGGCAAGAGGGUGUAUUGGGGCCAGGAAAUUCAGAAGCUGGUAGACAAGGCAAUGCAGAGGAGAGAAGAGGUGGCGCUUACAACAUCCGUGACAAAUCGUUGUGGCGAUUGCAGCGACACGUAUGCUUAUAUCAGGAUGCCCAACUUAUUCCUUGGCGGCUGGUCUCCCCGGAAAAUGAGUGAAGAUAUCACUGAUAGUUGUCUCAGCUGCCAUAUGACGUUUGAGACCUGCGCCAGUCCAAAACUCCACUGUGCCACAUGUGGAUUGGUGGUAUGUAAGCAGUGUACACGGAAACAACAUGUGCCUUAUAAAGACAACGCAGAGUGCAGUGUGUGUCUGGAGUGUGACAUCAUCCUCACAGCUAAAUCUUCACAAGAAGUAACCACAUGAACUGCUUAAUCACCUGGUCGCAAUAUGUUUACUUUUGGUUACAUAUACAUGUAUGAUACGUUCAA
This is a messenger RNA of Haliotis rubra (blacklip abalone), 1675 nucleotides long. RefSeq names its product FYVE, RhoGEF and PH domain-containing protein 1-like. The record is from RefSeq and is a predicted model, not a curated record. Gene Ontology annotation, cellular component: cytoplasm. Gene Ontology annotation, molecular function: guanyl-nucleotide exchange factor activity; metal ion binding. The transcript is spliced from 16 exons. Lineage: Eukaryota; Metazoa; Mollusca; Gastropoda; Lepetellida; Haliotidae. Gene Ontology annotation, biological process: filopodium assembly; cytoskeleton organization. Bases 99 to 1610 code for a protein of 503 amino acids.